Molecule: messenger RNA, 798 nt
Organism: Malus domestica (apple)
Lineage: Eukaryota; Viridiplantae; Streptophyta; Magnoliopsida; Rosales; Rosaceae
Product: NAC domain-containing protein 7-like
Biological process (GO): regulation of DNA-templated transcription
Molecular function (GO): DNA binding
Source: RefSeq, a predicted model, not a curated record
AUGGAGGUGGGUUAUUACGGUAUGCCAUUGGGUUUUCGGUUUCAUCCUACUGAUCAAGAAUUGGUCAGUUCCUAUCUUCGCGAUAGAGCCCUCUCCGGAAAGCCCUUGGGCAACCCGUUUGUUCACGAGUUCAAUCUCUUUGGACAAACACCACCCUGGGUGGUUUGGGAGCAAUUCGGUGGAAAUUCCCUACUCGAUCAGGACUUGUUCUUCUUCUACGAGCUGCGUUCUAGAAGCGACAGCGAUAGCCGCAGCAAACGCCGGAUCGAAGCCGGAGGCACUUGGAGCGAAACAUCCUCCGACAAAGUUUUAGGUUUGGACGGAAUUCCAAUCGGGGAUAAAGGACAUUUCAGGUAUAACAACAAGGGUUCUAACAACAAUGGCGGCUGGCUGUUAGAAGAGUACAGUCUUCUUUCUAAUGUAGUUGCUGGCCCAAGGGUCGUUCUUUCCCGACUUAAAAGGAAUCUGAGGUCUAGGUCCGAAAACAAGAUGAAUUCCUCAAGUCCAACUCAUGACUUCAAUGAGAAGCCGCCGAUUAAGAGGGCAAGAAAAGAAGUAUCGAAUGAGAAGCUGCUGAUUAAGAGAAAGAGAGCAAGAAAAGAACCGGGUUCACAUAAACAUUCUAAUGUGAAUGUGAUCACCAAUACCCCUGCUGUUGUGCCUUUUGUUGGAACUGAAAGCAAUAUGAUUACUGACACUAGGUAUCAGGAUCAGGAGUGCAUAACCAACAUUAACAGCAAUGUGAAGCCGGUUGAUUUCUCUGAUCAGGAUAGUGUGAUAUUGAUGAGUGAUGUUUGA